Messenger RNA from Ziziphus jujuba (common jujube), 1827 nucleotides. RefSeq names its product disease resistance protein RUN1-like. The transcript is spliced from 6 exons. Gene Ontology annotation, molecular function: ADP binding. Lineage: Eukaryota; Viridiplantae; Streptophyta; Magnoliopsida; Rosales; Rhamnaceae. Bases 1 to 1827 code for a protein of 608 amino acids. The record is from RefSeq and is a predicted model, not a curated record. Gene Ontology annotation, biological process: defense response.
AUGGGCACUCCAUUUGUGGGAUCAAAUUUUGUUGAGAAACAACUCCCCCGUAAAAGCGUCUUGGUUGUUCUUGAUGAUGUAAAUAAUUCAAAACAAUUAGAAUAUUUAGCUGGAGAGCAUGUUUGGUUUGGCCAUGGAAGUAUUAAUGAGGUUGAAAUUUAUGAGGUUGAGAAGUUAGAUUGUGACGAACCCCUCGAGCUCUUCCAUUUAAAUGCUCUGAGAAACAACUCUCUGGAAACUGAUUAUGCUGAUAUGUUAGAUCAAGCAGUAGCUUAUGCAAAUGGUAUCCCAUUAGCUCUUAAAGUUUUGGGUUCGUUCCUUUGUUCCAAGAGCAAAGAAGAAUGGGAAAGUGCAUUAUUUAAACUGAUAGUAGUUCCCAAGAUGGAAAUUCAAAAUGUAUUAAGACUUAGCUAUGAGGGACUAGAUGAUAGAGAGAAGGAGAUAUUUCUUGAUAUUGCAUGUUUCUUCAAUGGGGAUGAUAGAGAUGAUGUGCAAAGCAUACUAAAUGCUUGUGGUUUCUUUGCAGAUAUUGGAAUAAGAGUUCUGAUUGAUAAAUCUCUUAUAACCAUCAUGGAUAAUAAACUAUGGAUGCAUGGCUUGUUACAAGAGAUGGGUAAGGAGAUCAUCUAUCAACAAUCCAUAAAAGAGCCUGGAAAUCACGGAACUACAACAGCUGAAGGCAUAUCCCUAGACAUGUCUAAGCUUGACACAGAUGUAUACUCGAGUCCUGCUGCCUUCUUAAAGAUGAAAAGUUUAAGAUUACUCAAAAUUUAUAGUUCCUUCUCGAUGGACAAACGCAAAAUACACUUUCCUCAAGGAUUUCAGUUUCUUCCUGGUGCACUAAGAUAUCUUCAUUGGGAUGGAUAUCCCUUGAAAGCAUUGCCAUUAAGUUUUAUUGCAAUGAAUCUUAUUGAACUUCGUAUGCACAACAGUCAGAAUCUUGAUAGCUUGAAAAAGAUUGAUCUUAGUUACUUCAAGCACCUGACUCAAAUCCCAGAUCUCUUUCGGGCUCCAACUCCUGAGAAGUUACCAGGAAGUAUAAAGUACAUUGAUUUCUGUAAAACCACAGUAAAAAAAUUUCCCUCAUCAAUGUGGUCUCUCAACCAACUUGAGACAUUGAUGUUUGAGAACUGCAAAUCUCUUACUGAUCUCCCAAGCAGCGCUUGUAAUCUGAAGUCCCUGAAAAGGUUUUCUUUAUAUUAUUGCACAUCUCUUCUAAAGUUCCAAGACCUUCCAAGAAAUAUAACAUGGUUAACUUUGGCUGGGACAGCAAUAGAAAUGGUUCCCUCAUCAAUUGGGUGUCUCUCUCAUCUUUUUACACUGGACAUGACAUUUUGCGAAAUGCUUGAGUGUCUCCCAACCACUCUUUAUGAAACAGCUAUUGAAGACAUACCAUCCUCCAUUGCAAAUCUAUCUAGACUUGGGAUAUUAAUGUUGGAUGGGUGCGAAUGCCUUGAGGUUCUUCCAAACAACAUUUACAAUAUAAAAGGUCUUAAACUUAGCCUUUCUGGCCUUUCUGGCUGUUCAAGUUUUGAUAAGUUUCCUCCCCUUUCUGGAACAUGCUAUUUGGGAGAACUAGAUUUAAGUCACCUCAAUAGAUUACAAGUUCCUAUUGGCGUUAGCAGCUUAUCCUCAUUACAAAUUUUGAAUCUAAGUAGAAGCAAAAUUGAGAGCUUACCUACAAGCAUGAAGUAUCUUUCUACACUGGCUCACCUUGACUUGAGGAAAUGUAAGAAUUUAAAAUCUUUGCCAGAGCUUCCUCCAUUUUUAGAACUUCUACAAGUAGAUGAUUACGCAUCACUGGAGACUGACAAUUUCAAGGAAUGA